Messenger RNA from Anthonomus grandis grandis, 2244 nucleotides. It is a transcript of the gene Pits, whose product is annotated as interferon regulatory factor 2-binding protein-like A. NCBI's taxonomy places the organism in Eukaryota, Metazoa, Arthropoda, Insecta, Coleoptera, Curculionidae. The record is from RefSeq and is a predicted model, not a curated record. The transcript is spliced from 5 exons. Gene Ontology annotation, cellular component: nucleus. Gene Ontology annotation, biological process: regulation of transcription by RNA polymerase II. The coding region runs from base 329 to 1846 and encodes 505 amino acids. Gene Ontology annotation, molecular function: transcription corepressor activity.
AACCGAGUAGAUACGUUGUCAGUAAGCUAGUUUCGGUCCUUCGAACCGGGGUCGCGUAUUCGCACAGCAACUGCCUUAUAAGUGUUGUGUAAAUUUGCUACUUACUCCAUUUUCCGGCAUAAAACGUACAUUUCGUAUAUUUUUGUGUCACUUGUGGAUUUAUAUUAUUUAGUGCCCAAAAUAUUGUUUAUUUUUUGUGUUAGUGUCAGCAUGCCACCAGAGAUCUUUAUAUAUAACCCCAUGUAUUGAUAUUAGCAACUUGGACUUGCCAUCUCUACUACUAGACACUUGUAAUGGUAAAAAACUUUUUUAUUUUGUUUUAAUAUAUAUGGUAAAAAUGUCGGUAAUGCAAAUGCAACAAGCCAAAAGGCAACAGUGUUAUUUAUGCGACCUGCCUCGCAUGCCGUGGGCUAUGGUACAUGACUUUUCUGAAGCCGUGUGCAGAGGCUGUGUGAACUAUGAAGGAGCAGACAGAAUAGAAGUUGUACUUGAUGCUGCUCGUCAGCUCAAAAGGGCACACGGUUUUCAAGAGGGUAGGGCCGCAACACAUACUUCUAAGGGGCAUAGGGAACACCAAAAUGGUGAAGUUGGCGUUGGAGCUAGUAAUAGAACGCAGAGCCAAUCUGCUGGACACCAUCAAAGUUAUACUAUGCACCAUAGCACUCGCGGAGCUAUGAUGGAAGGACCCUAUUCUAACCAACCACCUCCUCCACCAAGGGGAAGUCAGGCCAUGCCUAGACCGCAGGUUGAUGCUGCCACUGAACAUGAAGCAUUGGUUACAAGGGCAACUGUCCGACUUCCUACACAUUUAGCUGCAGCCGCACACCAUCCACUUCAAGCUCACCAUCAUACACCCUCUACCCGUCAGACAAGUAUGCCCACUCAAGGUAUCAAAAGAGGCUUAUCUUCGGCAGAUGACGAUGACCACCAUCCACAUCACCAUUCCAACGGUGAAGUCAGUGCCAAAAGGAUGCUCGCCGUAGAUGAACACGGUAAUAUAAAGCAAGAGCCACCCAUGGUGAGGCCACCAUUGACGAGAGGAGAGAGCCUACCAGCGGUAUCUUUGGCACAACCAUUUGUAAUGUCUGCGGAGAGGACUUUCAAGCAGGAAAAGCACCCUAUGAGAGGCGGGUCAUUCGAUGCUGGAACUGGUUUUAAAGUAAAUGUUCCAGUAUCAAUAGCUUCAGCAAAUGGGUCCAGCAAUUCUCCCUUAAACAGAACCCAGUCUCCUCCAGAAGCUAAUACAAUAGCUUCAGUGGCAAGUCAAGCACAGCCACAGACAGGUUCCGGCCCAAGCCCCAUGGCUGCGCUGAUGUCAGUUGCUGAUAAUUUACCCCCAGGGAGUCCCAGAUCCACAGGGGGAAGUCCUCCUAGUAAUGUUGCUCCAAGAAGCGCUAGUAGAGGUAGCCAACAUUCUCCGAAUUCAACUGCUGGAUCUACAAGUGGACGCAGAUCUAGUGGUUCUCGUCACGUCAGCUCCACAACGGUAACGUCAACAGAGGCUGGAGCUAUGACCAGCGGUAAUGAAGGGUUGCCAGGUACUACUGAGGGUGGAGUAGCUACUGCUACCACCCCAGCCACCACUGCUACGUUAAAGUGUACGCUUUGCCAGGAAAGAUUAGAGGAUACCCAUUUCGUCCAAUGUCCUAGCGUACCUCAUCAUAAAUUUUGUUUCCCUUGUAGUAGGGAUAGUAUUAAGAGACAAGGCGCUGGCUCUGAGGUAUAUUGUCCAAGUGGUGAGAAAUGUCCACUAGCAAACUCGAACGUACCUUGGGCCUUUAUGCAGGGAGAAAUCGCCACGAUUUUAGGCGAAGAUUACAAAGUGAAAAAAGAACGUGAACCGUAACAGCUGGGUUAAAAAACCUUUAGGAGAAAAAAAAAUUGAAACUUGACGUACUUGUUGAAGCCAUGGAACGGAAAAAAAUGGCGAUCGUUCGAUAUUUUUUAGGGCUGACGAGAGGAGACGUCUUGUAAAAAGUGGAAAUAUAUUGUUGAGAAAUGGCUGUGGAUUACUUAGUUGUUAACGCUGAAGAGAGAUAAAGUUGAUAAGGUCCAGUUAGUAUGACCGAAUUUAGAUAAGGCCACUAUCGCCGAAAGGUUUUUUUCACAUAAUUUAACAGCGUGGAGAAAAAUGAGUAUAUUUGUCAUGGCAGCGGCCAGUUUUGGUGUUUUUCUUUCUUAAUUUAAUUUCUGGACUUUUUGUAGAUACAUACGUGUUUGUAAAUAAAUCCUAAAAAUUGUAAA